Molecule: messenger RNA, 1701 nt
Organism: Cryptococcus amylolentus CBS 6039
Lineage: Eukaryota; Fungi; Basidiomycota; Tremellomycetes; Tremellales; Cryptococcaceae
Exons: 2
Coding region: 1-1551 (516 amino acids)
Source: RefSeq, a predicted model, not a curated record
AUGGACGAGGAUGGGAAGAGGGUGUAUGAUCAUCCGGCUACUUAUGAAGAAAUGAGGGUACCCGGCGGGCCUGAGCUGGAGCCUUUUCCAGAGUUCGUCUCCAACACUGCUGCGAAAAAGCUCAAGGGCACUCCUCGAGCUGGUUCUUCUGCUAUGGGAGCUCUUGAAGCUCUUGGAGAUCAGCAGUACCACGCCGGCCCUUCUUCCCUCGGCGCGUAUACCCCGAACCCCGUGCACCCUCAGGCUGAUUCUUCUGCUAUGAAAGCUCUUGAAACUCUUGGAGAUCAGCAGUACCACGCAGGCCCUUCUUCUCUCGGCGCGUACCCCCCGAACCCCGUGCACCCUCAGGCUGGUUCUUCUGCUAUGGGAGCUCUUGAAGCUCUUGAAGCUCUUGAAGCUAUUGAAGCUCUUGAAGCUAUUGAAGCUCUUGGAGAUCAGCAGUACCACGCCGGCUCCUCUUCUCUCGGCGCGUACUAUCCCCCGAAUCCUGUAAACCCUCAUAACCAGCCCGGACAGCCUCAACAACCACUCGCUGGUCCAAGCUCGCACCACGGAACCAGCCUCCUCUACCCGUCAUCUAGCGUGCACCCUUACACUAUACCUGCUAUGCCUGCCCAGCCACCUGUUUUUGGCUACCAUUGCCCGGUCCCAACACAAGCUCGUCAACAGCUGCCACCGUCCAUGGCCGGCAGUCAUACUGUGCAACGAUCACAGUCUCAUGCGCAACUCAAUGCCAGUCUCUCACCUUUUGUUUCGGCGGCGGCGGCACAGCAUCAGAUGAUGGUGCCUUCCGUUUUCGAGGAGGGAUUCGGAGUCCCGCGCACGAGACGGUCGUCUCACCAAGAAGUGAGAGAGAAGAACAGGCGCUUCAGCCAAGAGUACCAGCAAGUGUCGCAAUUGCAGCAGCUAUACCCUGAUUUUGCAUCUGGUCAGCCAAGCGACAGCGGAUUACCAAGCCAUAUCCAACCUGGCUUUGGUAGCCGUCUCGUCGCUCACCAGGAUCUAUACGGUGUUGCCCAAGCUGGGAACAUUCACGGCCCCUUCAAUGUCAAUCAACAUAUCUACGGCGGCAGAUCCACCCAAGUCGGAAGCAGCAACGGCACAGUUCAUCUCAGCCAGGAUCAUCGUCUUUACGCGGAAGGCUCCGCCCAAGCUGGAACUGGACCUUCGUCUGGAAUGUACCAACCUGCGUCAGGAGCCGAAUACCAAGACAUCUCGCCGAAUACCAACCUCACAUCCAGUGUCGAUUCAAUUCCAUCACCGCCAAACCUCACUCCGGAAGAGAUGAGCAAUUUACUGCGUUGUAUCGACAUGAGUGCUGUGCACCUUCCCCAACAACAGCCCAUUGCCUACCCGGAGGGCUGCAUGGACCCUAGAGAUAUCUACCUCAACUACGCAGAUGGUGUACACGGUGCUCCUGGCUUUGGACCACCUCCGUUCGACCUUGAGUCACUCGUCGUUCCACAUGACGACGGUUGUCUCAAAGGAGCUGAGGAGGGGAGUUGUUUCGUUGCAGCUGACCCUGAUGCUGGACUUCCGUUGUGGCAAUGAUAAAAGAAGAGUAUCAGGAUCGUCACAUCAUUUUUCCAGCUUAUCAGUACCAUCAUCUUGUUCUUUGGUGUUGUUACCAACAUCACACUAUUGUUGCGUGUAGAGCAGAUCACUACGUAUGAUCGCACCAGUCCCAUGUUCAUGUAUGAC